Aspergillus aculeatus ATCC 16872 is the source of this 613-nucleotide messenger RNA. RefSeq names its product VOC family protein. NCBI's taxonomy places the organism in Eukaryota, Fungi, Ascomycota, Eurotiomycetes, Eurotiales, Aspergillaceae. The record is from RefSeq and is a predicted model, not a curated record. The coding region runs from base 22 to 426 and encodes 134 amino acids. The transcript has 2 exons.
CCUAGAUCAGCAAUCGAAGUUAUGGCAAUCGACCACACAAGCCUCUACGUCCCCGAAGCCCAAUUCCAGGCCUGCCUGGCCUUCUACCUGGCUGCCCUCAAGCCGCUGGGCUACGAGGUCCGCUACCAAUUCGGCGAGUUCAUCGUGGGGCUUGGCUCGGUCCACGACGACAUCGGCAGCUACCGCAAAGCCGAUUUCUGGGUGCUUGGGUCCCAGACCGUCUCCGAGCGCGCGGCGCACAUUGCGUUUACUUGUCACGACCACGCGACCGUGGACGCGUUCCACGCCGCCGGAGUCCAGGCCGGGGGCACGGACAACGGGGCCCCCGGAUUGCGGCCGGAUUACCACGCCACGUACUAUGGGGCUUUCGUGCUGGAUCCCGCGGGGAAUAACCUCGAGGCGGUGAAUCAUGGGCUUCUUCGUUGAUAGGGAAUUUCCCUGGUAGGGAAUGAUGGCGGUCCCGGGGGGGGUGCGGGGGGGGUUUGGAUGUCGAGUCUCUCUCAAUCCUUCAUCAGCUCGAGGCUAUCACAGAUGGGUAAGCCCAGUUGCGGCAAAGCGUCUGUGACUCAAUCAUAAUCAAUCAUAACAACGUUCUUGCCUUGACUGCUAUCUG